GAACCCUCCGGCGACUACACCAUCUACGAUGGCCGAUAGUCGAAGGUUUCGAUAUUUCGGUUGUGGUUACCUUUAAUUUAUUGACAAAAAUGUAAUACCCUCUAUUUUUAAUUGGCCAUGUUACCUACGCACGCGGCAUGAUAAGAAACACUCCGCUCGCGUUUAUGUUGUUCCCAAUAUAAGUAACCGCGGGUGCUUUUAUUCAAGAUUUUCCCCGACAUCUGACAUCGACGCGAAGAUGUCUUCUAAGAGUGAAUUAAAAAAGUUGUCAGAGGAAAGUCUGACAAGACAACCGGAGGAGGUGUUUGACAUUAUAUGCAAACUAGGGGAAGGAUCUUAUGGAUCAGUUUACAAAGCGUUGCAUAAGGAAAGUGGACAGGUGCUUGCGAUCAAGCAAGUACCAGUGGACACGGAUUUGCAGGAAAUCAUCAAGGAAAUCUCAAUUAUGCAGCAAUGCGACUCUCCUUAUGUUGUUAAAUAUUACGGAAGUUACUUUAAGAAUACAGAUUUAUGGAUUGUGAUGGAGUAUUGCGGAGCAGGUUCUGUUAGCGAUAUAAUGAGGUUAAGGAAGAAGACUCUUCAAGAAGAUGAGAUUGCAACAAUCCUGAGCGAUACCUUGAAAGGACUGGAGUACUUGCACCUGAGAAGGAAAAUCCACAGGGACAUCAAGGCUGGGAACAUUCUCCUGAACAAUGAAGGCCAUGCAAAACUGGCAGAUUUUGGUGUGGCUGGUCAAUUAACGGAUACUAUGGCUAAACGCAACACAGUCAUCGGCACGCCAUUCUGGAUGGCACCAGAGGUGAUACAAGAGAUCGGUUACGAUUGUGUCGCCGAUAUCUGGUCACUCGGCAUUACAGCCUUAGAGAUGGCUGAGGGCAAGCCACCAUACGGCGACAUACACCCGAUGAGGGCGAUAUUUAUGAUUCCGACUAAGCCACCGCCUAGUUUUAGAGAACCCGAUCAGUGGAGUCCAGAAUUCAUCGAUUUUGUCAGUGGGUGCCUUGUAAAAAAUCCCGAAGAGAGAGCUACCGCUACCGAGCUUUUACAUCACGAGUUCAUAGGUAACGCUAAGCAACCGAGUAUCUUGAGUCAAAUGAUCGCCGAAGCCCAUGAGAUACGAGAGAAGCAAAGCGCGCAUAGAGCUCAUGUUAUAAACAACGUGGCGAUUAAGAGUCAAAAUCAGACGGAAGAUUCGGAUGAGGACGAUUGCAGUGGCACGAUGAAACCGUUGCCGGAGGACAGCAGAACUCUGGUGCCAAGUCAUGAUCUUCCAGACACGGGUACUUUAGUUUCAGCAAUGUUGGACUUGGGUACGAUGGUCAUCAACAGUGACACAGACACCGAGGCCACCAUGAAGAGACAUAACACCGGCUCCGUGGAAUCCGGCAAAAAAUAUCGACCCUUGUUCUUAGAUCACUUCGACAAGAAAGAAGCACCUGAGAUCGGCAAGGGCAAUGGACAGAUAUUGGGAGCGCAUAAUUCCGAGAACGCAAACAAAUUGGAGCUGCCAAGUCCCACCGAAUCUCAGAGAUUUCAGAGUCACCUGCAAUUACAGUUAAAUCAGAUAUCUCAUCCCGUGCCGGAGCAGCCUCAUAACAACAUAUCCAAGUUCCAAAAUGUCUUCACGGAACGCGAUUUCGAUUUUAUAAACAACCAUGUCCUGCAGCUGAAGUUUCUCUCCUACGAGGAACUGCAGCAACGGAUGGCUAGUCUGGACGCGGAGAUGGAGCGAGAGAUCGACGAGCUCCGAAAGAGGUAUCAGACAAAGAGACAGCCUAUACUCGAUGCCAUGGACACCAAACGGAAGCGCCAGCAGAACUUCUAACAGUUUGGUUUCCUUCUCUACGCGAAUGAGUGACGACGAUAGACAAAACAAGGGUGUACAGUUGUAUAAAUGAAUAGAUUUUAUUCACAUCACAUCCCUGGCUUCAUCAAAGAGAAGAACAUUGUUCACCAUGAAUAUUUUACCUCAAACAACAACAACAGCAACGGACAAAACGACGUAGUGAUCGUGAAUGUUUCCUGUUUAUCCAGUAAAUCAAUGUUGCUUUUCUUUAUGAAUCUGGGGUGUUCUAGCUAGUAAUAGCUAAUAGCCUCACGUCACCAAUGUAAAUUAUUUUACGCGAUUUAGUGACGGAACAAUCAUUAUACUUAAUUUUUGUAUUAUGUUUACCUAUAUAUUUACUGUUAAAUAUAUAUCCUAUUCUUAUAGAAAUAUUACCAGGCCCGGUGUUAAGGCCGUUAGAAAGUGAAGAAGGGAGGAAAGGGAUGCAAUAGGAUUCGCGGAAGAAAACGCGUCAUGAUUACAAUCGUUUAUCGGGAGAAAAGAAAUUUUUUAUAUCCGCUUGGAAUGAAAAUCGGAAGUAUCGUAUCGUACUGUAUUAUCACGCUACGCUAGUCAUCCACAAUGCCAUUUUAUCCUGAAUAUUGCGUUAACGAAAUCAUCUCAUGUGCGAGGGGAGAGGAUGCGCGCUCACGAAAUGCACUUCGAACGAUCACAGAGCAGUUUUGAGCGUGAGAAUGUCAUAUUUAAUUAUGACAGUUUCAUAUAAGCGAACAAGGCUGUAUAUGAUUUAAUUAACUUUUUAUUCUACUGCCAUAGAUAGACUCUCUAUAUUCAUUCGUCUAACUAAUGUUAACUCUAGUUUACGUCAAUUCUCUCCGCGAGCGAUCGGAUUUACUUUUACUUGUGUUUGCAAAACACCACAAUAUGGUCACACACACAAUUCUAAAGUAAUGAAUUAUAUAUACUAUAUAUAUAUAUAUAUAUAGUAUUCUUUGAUAUGCAGCACCGAUGAGAUGCCGCAUUCUAAUGAAAUACUUCAUAAACGAACGUACUAGCUGUUAGUCUUCCGUAUUAGAAAAUAUUCCAGUACGCGCCCUAAUUUUACUCUUGUCGCAACAUGGAGAAGAAAAAAUUGUUGAAAUUGAAAUCUGAUCCAGAUUCCAAUGACGACGACGACGAUAUUUUUAGAAUCGUAUAAAAGGGUUCGUGUAACGGUAACAAUGCCUUACAAUAAUCAUUUUGUGUAUAAAAGCAUUGAAAUUUCUCACCGCAUAUUUUUUGCAAUCGUUGCGAAAUAGAUAUAUUUGUACGUGCCAUUGACGAAUGGCGGGUAAUCAUAGGGUGGAGUAAUUCUUUGCUGACGUUGGGCUAUUUUGCAAGUAGCGGAAAUAGAGCUGUAAUACUUAAAAAAUGCUAUAUAGCCAGGACUGACCUUAAUUUUUCUUCUUUUUUAGGAAGUAAUAAUACAGAAUAUAUAACGACAUAUUUUUGAUAUAGAAAGUAUGCACACAGUGAAAUAAGGUCCGAAAUCUUGAAGCGUAUAAUAGUCUUGAUCCCUUGCAAAGAAAGUGUGAACAGCAUAAUUGUCUCGAGCGUUUUAACGAAGUGCCGGGCGAACCAAAUGCAUCAUUAAAUUGCUCCACACAAUCGACGUUACGCUCCGAAUAUCGUUUUAUAUACGAAGCGCAAUAUGUAUCAUGUUACGGUCUUCUCUACAUUCUUCUGAAUGAUUUAGUCACAUAUAUAUAUAAACAAUAUCUUUCUCACGCAUUGGUUUUGGCGGUUUUAUUGUACGCGGUUCACAAUUCAUAGCAAUACAUCAUAUGCGGGACACUGAAGACCCGUGUUGACAGUCGCGAGACGCUGUUAACGCGGGCCCAGAUGUGUUUGUAAAAUGCAUUAUCUUACAUAAAAUCAUAAAGAUUUAUAAAUUAUAUAUACAUAUA
Dinoponera quadriceps is the source of this 3732-nucleotide messenger RNA. It is a transcript of the gene hpo, whose product is annotated as serine/threonine-protein kinase 3. Gene Ontology annotation, biological process: protein tetramerization; intracellular signal transduction; regulation of MAPK cascade. The transcript is spliced from 10 exons. Lineage: Eukaryota; Metazoa; Arthropoda; Insecta; Hymenoptera; Formicidae. Bases 239 to 1825 code for a protein of 528 amino acids. Gene Ontology annotation, cellular component: cytoplasm. The record is from RefSeq and is a predicted model, not a curated record. Gene Ontology annotation, molecular function: protein serine/threonine kinase activity; ATP binding.